GAACUCCUGGCCUCAAGUAGUCUUCCCAUCUUGACCUCCUAAAGUGUUGGGAUUACAGGUGUGCACCAUCGUUCUUGGCCCUUUUUUCUUGACCAUCUUCCAAGUGAUGUUGGUGGAAAUCACCGAUGGGGACCUAUGCAUGCAGAGGGCUGAUUGUAAUUGAGUUCUUUCUGCCUCCUCACUAAUCUACACACUGUAGGCAGGGACCUGGUCUCAUCCAUGCCUGCAUCUGCAAGCACUGCCCACUUACACCAAAGUCUCCCCAUUGGUCAGCUUAGUUCCGUGAAGGAACUCCAUUUCCACAGCAAGGACUGACCUCACACUGGUGGCUCCAGGUCACUGCCCAAACAUUCUGAAGGGAACAGAACUUCUUGGUUCCCCAGAUAAAUAUAGGGCAAAUGCUGGACUGUAGCUAAGUAUUUCCUUCAUCCAUAGGAUAAAAUACUGACAAUUUGUGAGUGAUGGACAAGGUUCAGAGUGGUUUCCUCUUUUUCUUUUUGUUUUUAAUGGAAUGCCCACUUCAUUUAGGCUUGCUGUAUGCAGAUGGACUCCAUCCAGCUGGAAACAUAACAGGCUUACCAGGCAAUAAACAGUCACAACCACCCAGAAACAUAACCAAAGACCCCAAAGUGUUCUUUCGUAACACCCAAUUAUCUGGGAUUCAAGGGGCUGCCUCCAGAUCGAUGGCAAUAAUUCAGCAUAGACCUGCUCUUGUUAAAGUAAUUUUAAUUUCGAGUAUAGCCUUCAGCAUUGCCCUGAUAUGUGGGAUGGCAAUAUCCUGUAUGAUAUAUCAACUCGCACAGGCUGAGGAAAGACAGCGGCUUGAGUCACUUUAUAAGAACAUCAAGAUACCAUUAUUAGGAGACAAAGAAGAGGGCUCAGAGAACGAGGAUGAGUCUAUGCACCUACUUCCAGAGAAUGAAAAGGAGCUGGAGAAGUUCAUCCACUCAGGUAGAGUGACCUGUCACAGCCACUCACAGGAAAGCCAGGCUGGCCGCAGUGGCUUGGUUUUCAAAGGGAAAGAUAAAUGGGAGUUAAGACAGUUUGAAGUAAAGGAGACAAAUAUUCACAGCCACACUUACAGACAUGAACCUUUCUCAUCAAAUCAUACAGAUGGGUAAACAGCUGUGGGGUUGCUCAGCUCCUUUUGCAGGGCAAUUCCAUGGAUCUAACAGAGUUCAGGAAACAAACUUUUCCCAGCACAAAACAUUUCCCUUAAACAUACUCAUUAACCGUGAUGUUAUCCUGCAUUCAGAACACAGGCAGAUGUUUCACCUGCACCAUCUGUCUCCAUCUGAUGUGAAAAUAGGAUCCAGACCCACAAAAUAGAGGCCACUACCCCAGGGUAAAAGUUCCCAGCAUGCCAUGCCUACCACAGACAUGUUCUGUUGUCCUUGUGAGAAGAGGGUGACGUUGCUCAUUUAAAAUGGAUUUUUUUUUGAGAUGGAGCUUCGCUCUUGUUACCCAGGC
Messenger RNA from Sapajus apella (tufted capuchin), 1470 nucleotides. It is a transcript of the gene CUNH19orf18, whose product is annotated as chromosome unknown C19orf18 homolog. Lineage: Eukaryota; Metazoa; Chordata; Mammalia; Primates; Cebidae. The transcript is spliced from 4 exons. The coding region runs from base 462 to 1121 and encodes 219 amino acids. The record is from RefSeq and is a predicted model, not a curated record.